UCAAUUUCAUCUUCUUCACGUUUUGUUUUUAAGAAAGUCUACCAAAUCCUCCUAAUUAUUCAAUCUUCUCACUCGACCUGAUUACCAAAUUUUCAUUCUGUCGAAUAAUAUUUUUAAUCAACAGAAUUUGAUUCGCCAUGGCCGUCUUAUUGGAGGACGUAGUGCAAUCAGUGGAGCUAUGGCUGAGGCUGAUGAGGACGAAACCGCAACCCUACGUUGACCCGAAUCUUGACCCGGUUUUGCUCGUUCCAGGUAUUGCCGGUUCCAUUUUGAAGGCCGUGGAUGGUACUAAUGGGACAGAUGAGCGGGUUUGGGUUCGGAUUAUUGGGGCCGAUUACAAGUUUCGGACGAAGCUUUGGUCAAAAUUCGAUCCUUCUUCUGGUCAAACUGUGUCUCUAGAUCCAAAUACAAGUGUUAUGGUUCCUGAAGAUAGAUAUGGAUUGUAUGCGAUUGACGUCUUAGAUCCUGACCUGAUAAUUGGACGUGAUUGUGUUUAUUAUUUCCAUGACAUGAUCGUGGAAAUGAUCAAAUGGGGUUUUCAAGAGGGGAAGACCCUUUUUGGAUUUGGCUAUGAUUUCCGCCAAAGUAACAGGUUGCCAGGAACAUUGGAGCGAUUUGCUGCAAAAUUGGAAUCAGUGUAUAAUGUUUCUGGAGGGAAAAAGAUAAAUAUCAUAAGUCAUUCUAUGGGGGGUCUCCUAGUGAAAUGUUUUAUGUCUCUGCACAGUGAUAUUUUUGAGAAAUAUGUGAAGAAUUGGAUUGCAAUUGCUGCACCAUUUCAAGGUGCACCUGGGUAUAUUACUUCUACUUUUCUUAAUGGAAUGUCAUUUGUCGAAGGUUGGGAACAGAACUUUUUUAUAUCAAAAUGGAGCAUGCACCAACUGUUGAUUGAAUGUCCAUCAAUAUAUGAACUGAUGGCUUGUCGGAAAUUUCAAUGGCAACACAAUCCUCUUCUGGAAAUCUGGAGAGAGAAGCAAGAUGAUGAUGGAAAUUCUCGGAUUAUUCUUGAGUCUUAUCCCCAAACAGACAGUACAGAAAUUUUUAAGGAAGCUCUCUCAAGGAAUACGGUGGAUUAUGAUGGAAUGACUAUUCCUCUACCUUUCAAUAUGGAGAUUUUGAAAUGGGCUAAUGAAACACGCAAGAUUUUGUUGCAUGCGAAGGUUCCUCCCAAAGUUAAAUUCUACAACAUAUAUGGGAUCAAUCUUGAGACACCUCAUAGUGUUUGUUAUGGAAGUGAGGAUGCACCUGUCACAGAUUUAUCAGAACUAAGAUUUCUCCAGGCUAAAUAUGUAUGUAUUGAUGGCGAUGGGACUGUUCCAACUGAAUCAGCCAAGGCAGAUGGGCUGAAUGCAGAAGCAAGGGUUGGAGUCCCAGGUGAGCAUCGGGGAAUUCUAUGUGAUCAUCAUGUUUUUAGGAUUCUCAAGCAUUGGCUAAAAGCUGGUGACCCUGAUCCUUACUACAACCCAAUAAACGAUUAUGUUAUUCUGCCUACUGCUUUUGAAAUUGAAACGCACAAAAAGAAAGGAUUAGAAGUUACUUCACUAAAAGAGGAAUGGGAAAUCGUCUCAGAAGUCCAAGAUGACUGUGACAAUAUCAAUAUCUCCUGUGGUAAACCUCUAGAGAGCUCAAUAUUUAUUUCCCAUUCAGGUUAUAAUCAAUCUUCACCGGCAGAAGCACAUGCAACUGUUACUAUUCGUCCUCAGAAUGAGGGCAAGCAGCAUGUUGAACUAAAUGCCGUAAGUGUGUCUGUUGAUGCUUGAGUUGUUUGUACCAACAACGAGAGUGACAUGUUGCUGUAUAUAUGUAUAUGUGCUAAAAAAUUGUAUGUUUUGUAUAUAAGAGCCGAUCCUAUGGUCUUGUUUGGUGGUAUGAUGUAUAUAUAAUUUAUACACAAUAGCUUUAAAUAAAAAUAAUAUUUGUUGAAC
This is a messenger RNA of Pistacia vera, 1922 nucleotides long. RefSeq names its product lecithin-cholesterol acyltransferase-like 4. The transcript is spliced from 11 exons. Lineage: Eukaryota; Viridiplantae; Streptophyta; Magnoliopsida; Sapindales; Anacardiaceae. Bases 138 to 1757 code for a protein of 539 amino acids. Gene Ontology annotation, molecular function: glycerophospholipase activity. The record is from RefSeq and is a predicted model, not a curated record. Gene Ontology annotation, biological process: lipid metabolic process.